Symbiodinium sp. CCMP2456 is the source of this 2121-nucleotide messenger RNA. NCBI's taxonomy places the organism in Eukaryota, Dinophyceae, Suessiales, Symbiodiniaceae. The record is from the annotation of a GenBank genome assembly.
AUGGAGAGAUUCCUUCAUCGACGACGGGAUGGGCGGAUCCUGGACGUGGACGAAUUUCAGGUGGCCAAGGCUCUGCUGGCCGGAGAAACAGAGCUCCUGGGCCGGGAGGUCGAUUCCGGGGAACACCUCUUCGACUUAUGCUGUCACUUCGGCCACGAAAGCACGGCUGCAGCCAUGAUUUCAUACCGAGUGCCAGGGUGCGUGUUCAAGGGUUCCCACAGCUUGCGGUCUCCUCCUGCCUGUGAAUCUCUUGGAUCACGACAAGCUCUCCGUGGUGUGUGCAAGUGUGUGGGUCGGAAGACUUGCAGACACUGCAGCUGGGGUAUUUCAGAUCAAAAGAAGGGUCUUUGGAUGGAGGAUUGGGAUGCAAGUCUCCAGGAUGCCAAAAGCACCGCAGAAAGCUCCGCUGCAAAGCCCUUGGUUCGCGCCUUGCUGGAGGCCUUUCGCUCCCAGGCGGCUGUUGAAGGAAUCGACACGGCUGAUGCCAUGGCUUACCUUCUCGACGUUGCCAUCCUCAUCGGCGAUGCCGAACUGGCGAGAUGCUGCGCCAAGCACUGCACCCGUUUGCCGCUAAGGCGCUGGAGGAGCGACGAGCUUGUGAGGAACAUUCGAGAUGACUUCCCGCUAUUUCGAGCAGAGAUUCGGGAGGAAGACGUCUUGAUUGCCGCUCUGGCCGCCGGCCUGGAGCUCCAGCAUCUGACUGUCACUUUCUGGGGCGGUUCCGUUGCGGAAGCCAUCGUACUUUCCGCAGACACGGAGCUCUGGCAACGAGUCGAAGGCCUUCAGCUGCGGCUCGGGCCCUGGCCAACGCAUGAAGAAAAUAGCGAGAUGGCCGAUCUUCUCCUCGAGCGCUCCGACGGCCAAGUCCGGCUGAGCUCGGAGCGCAUGCAUCGGGCCAAGAGGGCCGGCCUCGCACUGAGCUCGUUUCAGGCGGAGGUUCCCUUCGUCUGCCAGGGAUGUGGCGAUGAUGGGUAUGUUCGGCUCUCCUUGCUGGACUUGGCGAUCCUCGUUGGUCAGAGCGACUGCAGCCGACUCUGCGGGCCGAUGGACAUCGUGGAGACGGGGUUUACGCUGCAAGCGAGCCUUGAAGCCAUGCCUUCGGAGUGGGAGGACGAGGAGCCGUGCUCCCGCUGUGGCUCUACCUCGUUUCGAAUUGCAGAUGACUGGGCCGAGAGCAUCGCAUCGCUCCCGGAGCGCCGGGCUGCAGCAGCCGAGGCCCUUCGCAGGGCGCUGCAGGCGUCCCGCCGAAAAACCGCAAUCUCCGCAGGCUGCGGGCUCUUCCAGGCCAUGCAGUGCUGGGCUUGCGGGAAGUCGGUGCCAAUAGCUUUGGUAGACUUGGUCUUGACAUUCGCGGCGGAGCGGCCGUCACUGCUGCAGGCCCUCGAGGGACGUGAGGGGGAGCUUCCGCCCUUGGGCCACUGGUGGGAGGACUCGGAACAGCGAGUUCACCAAGACCCUCGGAGUCCACAGCCGAUGGUGGAGAGUGCGGAGCCACAUGCACAAGCGGACAGCUUGGGUGUCGCAGAAAGGCAGCCUGCAGGCGCCGCUGCCUCGUCCAGCAACGACAUGCAGGCGCAGCCUGACAGCACAAGCGAGAAGGAAAGCGGCUCCGACCAGGACACCACCAGCGAUCUCCUCACGGCCCUCCGCAACAGCAAGAGCGACAAUCCGCCUUUGAGUGGCGACGGCGUGGUGAUCUUCCGGCUCACUCGCAAGGCCCACGCGGAGGAGGUGAACGCCGUCCUCUUCGAUGCGACUGGGCCUUUGUGGCCCUUGCACCGCCGUGUGCUGGAGGCCGGCUGUGAGGUGGCGCCGGAAUGGUCUCCCAUCAAGGCCCUCUUCGUGCCCUUGACCCAGCCGCAGCUGCAAGAGCUCACACAGGGCAACAUCUACGAGUUGGGGAAGGUGCACCUGCUGGCCCUGCAGUCGGAUGCCGAGCUUCUCACGGAGGCCUUUAAUGGAGAGCUCCAGCGCAGCGUUCGUCCCAAGCUCCGCCGCGAAACUCCACGCAGGGAUGAAGAAGAGGGUGCACGGGAUCAGGAGCCCUUGCUUGUGAUGGAGGGCGGUAUCGAUGGUGUCCGAACGGAUUCUGAUCUGGGCUACCCCGUCUACGAGGCCUGA